Molecule: messenger RNA, 6007 nt
Organism: Trifolium pratense (red clover)
Lineage: Eukaryota; Viridiplantae; Streptophyta; Magnoliopsida; Fabales; Fabaceae
Exons: 15
Coding region: 275-5797 (1840 amino acids)
Molecular function (GO): ADP binding
Source: RefSeq, a predicted model, not a curated record
GCCCAAAAAUACAUUUAUCUUUUUUAACAUAAAAGAAAGACCUUGGAGUCAAAGUACGGGAGCCUACAUUAUUGGGGUUACUAUUGCUAUACACAUUUAAUAGGUUGAUUGUGGUGAAGCCUACAUUAUUGGGGUUACAAUUGUUAUUGUCUACCCAUCAAAAACAAAAGAAAAGAGUUGUUAAUUAUUGUUUGUUUAAUAUUUCUGCUUGCAAUUUGAGAAUUUGAGAAAGAGGAAGGAAAAUAUACUUUGUGCACUGAACGGAUCAUGAGAGAUGGCAAGUUUCCUCUGUGAGUUGGUGAAGAAAUAUGUGGACAAAUUGAUUGAUGGCGCAAUAGAAAAAGCACGUUAUGUAUUUUGCUUCACAUGCAUUGUUAAGCAAUUUGAAGAAGAAAGAACUACGUUGGAACCACAAAGGAUAACUAUCGAGCAACGUGUCAAAGAUGCAAGAGAAAGAGAUAAAGAUAUUCAAGCUAAUGUUGUUUCUUGGGAAAAAGAUAUUGAUGAGCUCAAUCAAGUGGACACAAAAACAAAACAAACAUGUUUUUUUGGAUUUUGUCCUAAUUGUAUCCGGCGAUAUAAAAAGGGAGAGGAUUUAUCAAAGAAGUUGGAGAAGAUCAAACAACUAAAGGGAGAGAAAUUUGAAAAUAUUGAACUUCCUCGCCCUGUUCCAGGUGUUGAACGCUAUUCAUCCAAAGAUUACAUUUCUUUUGAAAGUAGAGAGUCAAAAUACAAAGAACUGUUGGAUGCAUUAAAAGAUGACAAUAACUAUAUAACCGGAUUACAAGGGAUGGGGGGCACUGGAAAGACAACAAUGGCCAAAGAAGUGGGUAAAGAGCUAAAGCAAUCUGAAAUAUUUGCUUAUGUCGUUGAUACGACCGUGUCAUUUACUCCUGAUAUAAAAAAAAUUCAAGAUGAUAUUGCUGGUUCUUUAAGACUGGAAUGGGGGGGUUGUAAUGAACCAGACCGACCCAAAAAACUAUGGAGUAGAUUAACAAAUGGUGACAAAAUUCUUGUGAUACUGGAUGAUGUGUGGGAUCGAGGCCCACCUCUUGAUUUUGAUGCAAUAGGAAUUCCAAAACAAGACACACACAAAGGUUGUAGAGUUCUUGUAACCUCGCGUAAUCAAGAAACUUUCAACAACAUGGAUUGUGAUAAGAUAAUUGAAUUGGGUCUUUUAUCAGAAGAAGAAGCGUGGAUCAUGUUCAAAAUGUAUGCCAAGAUAAGUGAUAGCACCUCUCAAAAAUUGAUCGAUAAGGGACGUAAAAUUGCAAAGGAAUGCAAACGAUUACCUGUUGCAAUUUCAGUUAUCGCCAGUAGCUUAAAGGGCCACCAACAUCGAGAGCAUAAAUGGGAUGUGACAUUGAAAUCCUUGAAGAAACCUGUAUCCAUGCAUGGUGUUGAUGAUGAUAAGGUUGGAAUUUAUAACUGUUUGAAGAUUAGCUAUGAUAAUUUGAAGGAUGAAAUAGCCAAGGGGUUGUUUCUCUUAUGUUCGGUUUUCCGAGAAGAUGAAGAAAAUUCUAUUGAAGUUAUAACAAGACUUUGCAUAGGUGUGGGCCUUUUGGGGGAAGAUUAUGGUAGCUACGAUGAUGCUCGAAACCUAGUAGUUCUAGCCAAAGACAAGCUCGUAGAUUCUUGUUUGUUGUUGGAGGACGGUGAAAAACGUCUAAAACUGCAUGAUUUGGUCCGAGAAGCAGCUCAAUGGAUAGCGAACAAAGAUAUUCAAUGUGUAAAAUUGUUUGAUAAAAAUGAGAAGUCAUCGGUUGAAAAGCAAACAAAUAUCAAAUAUUUAUUAUGUGAAGGGAAACGCAUGGAUAUUUUUAACUUAAAGUUUGAUGGUUCCAAACUUGAGGCAUUAAUUAUCAAGGCGGAUACAGACCACGGAUGUACAGAAGUUCCAAAGUCUUUUUUUGAAAAUGUUAUCAAGCUUCGUGUUUUGAAUUUUUCUGGCAAUUAUUAUGACUCACCUUUAUCAUUACCAGAUUCAAUUCGGUCAUUAACCAAUAUUCGAUCUAUGUUGGUUGAUAAUGUGGAUUUAGGUGACAUCUCUAUUUUGGGAAACCUACAAAGUCUGGAGACUCUUGAUUUGGAUAGAUGCAAAGUCAAUGAAUUGCCAAACCAAAUUACAGAACUGAACAAGUUUAAAUUGUUGAAGUUGGAAGAUUGUGAAAUUAGAAAGAAUAAUCCAUUUGAGGUUAUUAAAAGAUGCUCAUCACUUGAAGAGUUGUAUUUCAAAUAUAGUUUCAAUGAUUUUUGUCAGGAAAUAACCUUACCUGAGUUGCAAAGAUAUCAUAUCAAGAAUCAUACGAGAGACUUAGAAUUGGUGAGUACCAGAUUUUCCAAAUAUGUUGUGUUUCGUGGUGAUGAAAAGUGUCAAUUUUCAAAAGGAACACUCAAGUACUGCAUGCAAACAGCAGAGGCUCUUUGUCUAGAAGGAAUUAAGGGGGAAUGGAGAAAUCUCAUGCCUGAGAUUGUUCCUUUAGAACACGGUAUGAAUGAUCUUGUUGAACUUCAUUUGGAUGGGAUUUCACAACUACGGUGCCUCAUUGACACCAUUGGUUCUCAUGUACCGAUCUUGUCCAACUUGGUUGUACUAGAACUGAAAAACAUGAAAAAUUUGGAACAACUAUUCAAUGGUAAGGCAAACCUCUGCAAUCUAAAGAGCAUCAAAGUUGAGAAUUGCCCUAUGUUAGUUUCUAUACUAUCUUUCCUCUCUGCUCAAGACCUUCCAGCACUAGAAGCUAUCAGAAUAAGAGAAUGUGAUGGAUUGAAAUAUGUGUUUGGCCAAUCUCAACAUGUUGAAUUGGUUUCACUAACUAAAUUGGAGCUCUCUGAAUUACCAAACUUCAUUAGUAUUUUUGAAGAAUGUGUGAACGGAUCAUCUUCCACUUCCAAAGCACAAAUACAAUUGGAUCAACCGCAUGACUGCUCAGUAGCAUCGGAAUCAAAUUCAUAUGGCCUUAACAUAUGGGAACGUCUUCAAAUACAAUCAAACAUCCUCUGCAAUAUUAAAGAGAUUGUGCUGACUCAUUUUCCGAAGAUGAAAUCAGUAUUUAUCCUAUCUAUUGAUCUAAUAAUGCAGUUGGAAACUUUGACAAUUAAGAAUUGUGAUGAACUGAAGCACAUAAUAAUAGAUAUUGGAUAUCAUAACAUUGGUGGCAACAUCUGUGUCAAUGUCUUCCCAAAAUUGAAAGAGCUCUAUGUUGUAGAUUGUGCUCAAUUGGAAUACAUAUUUGGACAUGACACUAGUAGUGAUCAUCAAAACGAUAUGGGGAUUCAGCUUCAUCUUCCGGAAUUGAGAAAACUCCAUCUUACCAGUCUGCCAAGUUUGAUCGCCAUGUGUCCCAAACAAUAUCGAAUAACAUUUCCUUCUUUGAAAUCUCUUCGUCUCUGUGAAUGUUCCCAGUAUAAUACAAUCAUUAAGGAAUUGAGUGGGAACAUUGAUCUUUUUCUCACUUUGGAAACACUCGACGUAUUCAAUUCCAAUGUAGAAAGUAUAUUUUCCCUGAAUGAAAUUGAUGAACAGCAACUGGACUUAGCUUUGCGAUACAUUACCUUGAUUGAUCUGCCUAUGAUGACUUGUCUUUUUGUGGGUCCCAAAAAUUCAUUUUCCCUCAAAAACCUUACACGCAUAACAAUCAUGCGAUGUGACAAAUUGAAAAUUGCAUUCUCCACUUCCAUUUUAAGAUUUCUACCACAGUUGCGUAUUUUAAGAAUAGAAGAAUGCAACGAGUUGGAACAUAUUAUUGAAGAUGAUUUGGAGAAUAAAAACAUUUCAACAACAUGCUUCCCAAAGCUAGAACAACUUGCUGUUAGAAAGUGCAACAAGUUGAAAUUUGUUUUCUCCACUUCCAUGUUAAGAUUUCUACCACAGUUGCGUUCUUUAAUAAUAGAAGAAUGCAAAGAGUUGGAACAUAUUAUUGAAGAUCAUGAUGGUUUGGAGAAUAAACAAAAUUCAAAUUCUUUGUCUUCAACAACAUUUUUCCCAGAACUAAAAGGACUUGGUGUAAUAAAGUGCAACAAGUUGAAAUCUUUGUUUCCAUUCUCUGUAUGUAAAGAGCUUCCGAAGUUAAAUGUUCUGUUGAUAAGAGAAGCAAAUGAGUUAGAAGAAAUAUUCAAAAGUGCAGAUGAUCAGAAUGUUCAUAUUCCAAAUCUAAAUAUUUUAGCAUUUGAUAUGCUACCAAGCCUCAGUGAUGUCCAGGGAAAUCAAUUUCAGGCUGUAAAAAGUCGCAUCGUGCGGAAUUGUGAUAAAAUACUCACUCUCACUUCAGCAUCAACAACCAACACCUUAUCAGAAAUUCGUCAUUUACUGAGAAUUAUUAGAAAUAUCACAGAUUAUAGAAUAUAUAGCAAUGUGAAGAGUCUAUUUGAACAGCAAUCAAGUGCAGAAGCCACCGAAGAUUUUGAAAUAUCAAGUGUUGAAAAUGUUCAGGAUUUAACAAUACUACCAACAAAUUCAAAAGAGAUGCUGAAUGAACAAUCAAUAGACGAACAACAUUCACAUGGAGAAAAUAAUAUUGUAGUCAAACCUUCUCAAGUAAAUGAUUUAAUAUAUAUACUCUCAUUUUCCUCUCAUUUUCCUUGUAUUCUUUUGACUCUAUUUCGAAUGUACGAAUUGAAUUAUACUUUAAACAUAAACAUCCUUUUAAAUUUUAAGCAGGGUAUUGAGAUAGAAGGAACUUCUAAGACUAAUAAUGAUCAAGUUUCUCUAAAUGGCGAUGCUUUGAUGAAAGUAAACUCAUAUGUUGAGGAACAAUUUUUUAAGGAUGAUGAAAUAAUAGUUUCCAAAUCUGAACCAUCUCCGAGGAUCACAUCUCCUGUUGCAUCUAAAGGGGAUCCUUCUCAAAAAUUAGAAGAUUUACUACCAACAAAUUCAAAAAUACAAAUGAAACAAACACCAAAGGCAGAGCAUGAGUUUGUUAAAAAUGUUAUGGAUUUAGCAAUACUACCAACAAAUUCUGAAGAGUUGCUGAAUGAACAAUCACUUGGAGAAACUGAUACUAUCAUCAAACCUUCUCAAGUAAAUAAUUUGGAUGGAUCAACAUCAGAAAAAACACCAAUUGCAACUAUGUCCACCAUUUCAGGAACAAAGAAUGAGCCACCUAUACAAGUGGUUGCUUCUAAACAAAAGGGUAUUGAGGUUGAGAUAGAAGGAGUUUCUAAGACUAAUAAUGAUCAAGUUUCUUCAAAUGGCGACGCUUUCAUUAAAGUAAACUCAAAUGUUGCCAGAUCUAAACCCUCCUUUCCUAGCAUCACAUCUCCUAUUGCAACUCAGGGUGACCCUUUUCUUGUCAAGAGGGAGCUUGAGGAACUGGCCUCCAAGAAUCAUUUGGAUUAUGAGAAUAUGUCUUUAUUAACUGAUUUUCUUGUUAGGAAUCCUUCUGUUCGUUUAAAAGACACUUCACUUGGUGAUAUAUACAAGGGCUGUGCCUAUAACUUCCUAGCUAAGCUAUUGAAAUUCCUCGAAACCCAUAGUUUGCUGGAAGUAUCAGGGUCGAGCCACUCUGAAUUUGUGGAGCUAUUACAAGUUGUGCGAAACUUUGCUUUUGAUAAGGAAUGGUUGGUUGGUGUCGAGAGGCGUGUUUUAUUUCCUGAAAUACAAGUAUCUCAAGAUGCCUUUGAGAAAUUAUUGGAUUCCAAGAAACGGGUUGCUAAGGAUGUUGAAGACUUGCGUUUGAAGAUAGAUUUUUUAAGUCAAGUGGCUGAAGAUCUUAAGCAUCAAUUGACAUCCUCUGAAGCUGUUUUGGAGAAUAUCAUUCAACAAGAGGCAAUUUUAAGUGCCCCUAUUGGUUAUUAGACUAUAUUUUCAUUGCUAAUUUGCUAUGCUUUUCAUUGUGUGUGUUAUUGUCCUUCAGUAUUGUUUAUUCCUUGGGUGUAAGGUUUUGUCAUUUCUCAUAUGAAAUGAACUUAUGAACCGUCUUAUUUUGUUUGUGUUGGGUGGAUUCACUCCUAAAGUGGAAUCCACACAAUUAUAUUAAAAGGAAAAAAAAAAGAAGAAAAAAAAAAA